AUGGGGAAAGUUUCGAAGGCCACGAAGAAGUUUCAAACCAAACACUUGAAGCAUACCUUGGAUCACAGGAAGAAGCUAAAGGACCAUGCCCAGAAGACCAAAGGCCGUAGAGGCAACAAAUCACAGCAGGAGAAGCAGGAGGCAGCGCUAACAAAGCAGGACCAGCAACUUAGAAACUCGUCCAAGGAAGAGGUGUUCAAAGAUAUGAGUGUGGAAGACUUUUUUGCAGGUGGAUUCGAAGUGCUUAAGGCCAGUAAAGCCAACAAACAUGCAGCCAAAAAGCAGCAGAAGCAGGAUGGGAAGAAAGACGAAGAUGAAGAUGAGGAUGAUGAGUCUUCUAGUGAGGACGAGGCUGGCAUGGCUCAAAAUAUGGCCACUUUGGCAGAAAAGGACCCAGAAUUCCACAAAUACUUGCAGGAAAACGACAAAGCGCUGUUGGAUUUCCAGGGCACGAACCCGCUGGACGGUAUAAGCGGUGACGAGGACGAGGAAGAGCAGGAAGAAAAAGCUCAGGAAGACGACGUCAAGGUCUCAGCACGCCAAUCCGAAAAUGGUGUCGCCAAGGAAACGGUCGAGGUCGACCUCAAGCUUGUCAAAAAGUGGAAGAAAGAGCUGGCAGCAUCGUCCGUUAACGUCAAGCUGAUCAGAAACAUCGUUUCGGCCUUCAAGGCCGCAGUCAACGCCAACAAAGAAGACUUGGUAGACACCUACAAGUUUGCCGUCAUCGACGGCAAAGCGUUCCAAGAGCUCAUGUUCGUUGCGCUCCAGGACAUGCCCACAGCCAUUAUGAAAACGCAUCCUUACCAGAUCAGCAAAGGCUCCAGAACUCUACCGAACAACAGCAACGUGACAAAAAUUGCCGCUGUGCUGAAAUCGCACGCGGGAUCCAUGAUCACCAUGCUCCAGGAUAUUACAAACACCGAGUCUGCUGCCCUUGUGCUGCACUCUUUGGAUCAGAUUUUGCCCUACUUUUUGUCCCAUAGGAGAAUCAUCAAGGAAAUCAUCAGAGUAAUCGUCGAGCUAGGCGCCACCACGCGAGACUUGGAGACGCAAAUCGCGGCUUUCGCAUUUUUGAAUAACUCCUCGAGAGAAUUCAAGAAAUCGUUGUUGGACACCGUUCUCAAGACCACGUAUUCCUCGUUCAUCAAAAGCUGUCGUAAAACCAACAUUCGUACCAUGCCUUUGAUCAACUUCCAGAAAAACUCAUCUGCGGAGCUGUUUGGCAUUGACGAGGUUCUUGGCUACCAAAUUGGAUUCGAAUACGUGAGACAGUUGGCUGUGCACUUGAGAAACAGCAUUAACGCCACCACUAAAAAAUCUGCCAAGACCAACCCUGUCGAUGCUUACAAGAUUGUAUACAACUGGCAGUUUUGCCACUCGCUCGACUUCUGGUCCCGAGUUUUGUGCGCUCAGUGCAACCCAGAAAAGGAAAACGGCAAGGAGUCGCACUUGAGGCAACUGAUCUACCCCUUGGUGCAAGUCACCAUUGGUGUGAUCAGACUAAUUCCAACUGCUCAGUUUUUCCCGUUGAGAUUCUACCUGAUCAAAUCGCUCAUCAGACUUUCCCAAAACACCGGCGUGUUCAUCCCAAUCUACCCACUCCUUGCAGAGAUUCUGUCGUCCACUGCUUUCUCCAAGGUUCCCAAGAAGAGGUCCACCCUGCCUGCUUUUGAUUUCGAGCAUAACAUCAAGUGUAACCAAGGUUAUUUGGGCACCAAAGUGUACCAGGAUGGCCUCGGAGAGCAGUUUGUCGAGCUGACGUGCGAGUACUUCGUCCUGUACUGCAAGAGCGUCUCAUUCCCCGAAUUGACCACUCCUGCUUAUAUAGGUCUGCGUCGCUACGUCAAAGCCUCCAAAAACAGCAAGUUCAACAAGCAGAUCAGCAACGUGCUUGAGAAAGUGAAGCAGAACUCUGACUUUAUUCUCAACAAAAGAUCCGAAAUCGACUUUAGCCCAACCAACAGAGGCGAGGUAGAACGCUUCUUGAACGACUUGUCUUGGGACAAGACUCCUCUAGGUUCUUAUGUCCAAGUUCAACGUGAAGUCAAGGAGGAGAAGGCCAAAAUCAUCAGAGAAAGUUUGGAGGAAGACGACGAACAACAAGCCAAACGUCAAUCCUACUCUGCGGACGAUGCCGAAGACGUCGAGAUGUCUGAUGCUUAA
This is a messenger RNA of Lachancea meyersii CBS 8951, 2163 nucleotides long. The record is from the annotation of a GenBank genome assembly. NCBI's taxonomy places the organism in Eukaryota, Fungi, Ascomycota, Saccharomycetes, Saccharomycetales, Saccharomycetaceae.